Messenger RNA from Blastomyces gilchristii SLH14081, 2254 nucleotides. RefSeq names its product poly(A) polymerase. Lineage: Eukaryota; Fungi; Ascomycota; Eurotiomycetes; Onygenales; Ajellomycetaceae. Gene Ontology annotation, molecular function: RNA binding; ATP:3'-cytidine-cytidine-tRNA adenylyltransferase activity. The record is from RefSeq and is a predicted model, not a curated record. Bases 156 to 2078 code for a protein of 640 amino acids. The transcript is spliced from 3 exons. Gene Ontology annotation, biological process: tRNA 3'-terminal CCA addition.
AUUUAACGUGGCUUUCCUUUCCACAACGAAACCAACAACCAAAAUUUUUGGAAGUAAUCCACAACAAACGCGUUAAAUAUACCAUCUCCCAAAUACUUUUAACUACUCGCCAUUAUGACAGACCCCUAUGCGCUCGUUAAUCGGUCCGUUCCCAGAUGACUGCUCGUUUAGCACAAGCAAUCCUUCCUUGCGCCCAGCCCACUCGCCGGACGCUAUUGACUCAUUCCGCAACCAGACACAUCAUCGGGCGUUAUAAUCAACCUUCCAUAAGCUGGACAGGAACCAAAUCUGUGGGCUUCUUCCAAAAAUUACGCUGUCUAACACAACCACUCCGGAAUCCUAUGUCAUUUCGAGAGAAAUCAAGCCUCUCUCCUGAAGAACGACCUAGCAAGCGGAGACGAAUUUUAGGGGCCUUUGUAAAGGAGGACACCCAGAGAGCCAUGACCAAAGACUCGACUACCUCGUCGACCGUUCCCCGAAUAACACUUACGCCCAUCGAACAGACUUUGCGAUUAUGUCUCCUUGAUGCGGUGGAGUUUAUUCAGCAACGAGACAAGGAAGAUACCCAAGCGUUGCCAACAGACGUCGAGCCACUGGUUUUACGGUUCGCUGGAGGAUGGGUGCGCGACAAGCUUCUCGGUGUUGAUAGUCAUGACAUUGAUGUAGCAAUAAACUGCAUUACGGGGGAAAGAUUCGGGGAGGGGUUGAAAGAGUAUCUGGACACCCCGGGAAACCUCGAAAAAUACAAGGCGUUUCACUCUGACCCGUCUAUUAUUGAUUGCAUCAAAAUCCAUAAGAUUGAGAAGAAUCCCGAAAAAUCGAAGCACCUUGAAACUGCCACUACGAAAAUAUUCGGCCUGGAAGUUGAUCUGGUAAAUCUGCGGAAAGAGACAUAUACUGAUGAUAGCCGCAAUCCACAGAUCGAAAUAGGCACCCCAGAGGAGGAUGCACUUCGUCGGGAUGCUACUGUGAAUGCAUUAUUUUACAACAUACAUACAGACAUGAUUGAAGAUUUCACAGGAAAGGGGUUACAAGAUUUGGAAAAUAAAAUUAUACGUACACCGAUGGCUCCCUUCCAAACUUUUAAAGAUGAUCCACUCCGAGUUCUACGGUUGAUACGCUUCGCAAGCAGACUGGGUUACAGUAUCGACAGCGACACAGAAGAGGCUAUGAAAAUUGAGGAUAUAAAAGCGGCUCUAAAAGCAAAAAUUACGCAAGAAAGAAUUGGUGUUGAGAUGGAGAAAACUCUACGAGGACCCGACCCCUUAACCGCUUUGCAGCGGAUCAACCGACUUGGUCUAUAUGAUACUAUUUUUGCUAAUCAUCGGGAUAAUGCCGGAGUUGAUACAUCAUCCUGGGAACGAGGCUAUAAUGCCCUUACGCUUUUGUUAAGCGAAUCGACUGGAAAUAUUGAUGAAUCGCAGAAAACGCGAGAAUAUGUCCGAGAUACGCUUAUCCGCGAUGAGAAUGAGAGAUAUUUUGCUUGGUUUCUCACUGCGCUUGCCCCGUGGGUCACUAUUGCGGACCCAGUACCACCAAAACCCUCAAAGCCUACAGUACCACGCGCUACAACUGUCGCUAGAGAUAGCCUUCGUGCAGACAACAAGGCUGCCAGUAUUAUCUCUGCAGCCUCCAAGAAUUAUCAGACGAUCUGGGAUAUCAAAUCAUCUUUUCUUAAGAAUGAGAUCGCCGAUACGCCUUCUGAGACCCGCGUGAAAAUUGGACUCUUCAUCCGCACCCUGUCUCAUGACUGGCGAUUAUGUUUUGUUCUUGCUAUGCUCCUUGAAGUUAUGCGGGGACAAGAAGCUGAUCAUGUAUUUCACAAUUAUGAAAAGUUGCUUUCAUACAUUGAAAAUACUAAUCUUCUCGACGUGUGCUCAUUACGACCACCUAUCAACGGACGCGACAUCAUCAACGCUCUCGGCGUGAAGACGGGACCUUGGAUGUCCAAGGCCGUGGAUAUGGUUAUCGAAUGGCAGCUUCGCAACCCCGACGAAGCAAGUAAGGAGGCCGCAAUUAAUGAGGUUCUUAGAAGGAAAGAUGAGUUAGGACUAAAUAGCAAAACAAUGGGGAAAUAGAAGUAGACAAUCUGAAAGCAGGUUGAUAAUGAAUAUGCGGGGUAUAGUAACUACAGUACAAUCCAUUUAUUUAUCAUAUUGUAGGGCGGUUGUUGGAUACCUAGAGUCGAGUUAGGGUUUUUGAUGACAAAGCUAGCUUCCACACACCUAACUACACCAAUGAGGUGUAUACAGAA